AUGCCGACCGCACCGGGCAUGGAUAUACACCACCUGAAAUAUGACGACAAAGUGUUUCUUGACAAGAACACCGGAAUAAGAUUUCGAUGGCUAUUUCUUGCGAAGAGUCACAUGGUGACCAGAUCGCCAAACCGCGGUGCUCUUGGCCAAUACCAAGGGCCCUUUGGUUGCGUGUUCUGUCCUCGAGAAAGAAAUACUCCCACAGUCCCCUUUGGCACUCUAGAUGACCUACUCCAGCACAUCGGGGCCACGCAUCGAUCUUUAGAGCCACUGGUGGCCCUGCAAAUGACACAGUGUAUUCUUGGAAGGGUUGCAGACCCGGAGGAAGCCUUCGAUAUCAAUAUACCUUCUUUCUCCACAGUCAAAGGUGGCCCUGACCCCGACACAGCUUCCGAUGACAUGAUUAAACAGGAAUCACCAAUGCCCGAUGUGGAGAGAAACUAUUUGUUAUUAACUGGAAAGGAAAUAGAGGAAUCUCAACGCGCGGAAAAUGAUUUAUCUCCAUCUAUGAUCAAGACAAGAUCGGCCGGGUUGGAUGUCGCAACCCCUUGGGAUCUCAACACAGCCACACUGCCCGAAAUUUCUAAGUUGGAUUCACCGAAACUGAGACAUGAUCUUUCAAAAUCGAUACAAGAGACUGGCGAUUGCAAGAUAAACCAACCACAAAGCAAAAUUUCAGAUUCGGCCAGCCUUUCUUCCGGAGAUGUUUCGGACCUGAGCUCCACACAGACUACUAUUACUCAUCCCGAGCAAGGCGACGACGACGAUAAUAUAUCCAGCUCACACGUCGGAGGCUUGGAUCAUAUAUUAAAUGCAGCUGCCUACUACGACGCGCUUGACUUGCUUGAGGUUGAAACAGCAGAAAUUUGUGGAAUUGGAUCAGGCCCUCAGAUACAAACGGAGAAUAUAGACGAUUGUCUCAAUACUUUGAAGAGGGCGAGAGAUGGCUUGAAUCACCUCAUAUCACGAGGUUUCUGCGGAGAGACACUGAAUAUUUUGGUUGAAAAGCCAUCGCGACCGAAAGUUGCAAACGUCGUUCAUAUAUCGCUUGAUGAGCUGAAUCAGCUUAUUUCGACCAUCGAGCUUGGUAAUUCAUCCAUCGAUUCCGGCUCAAAUGGUCCGGAUAUCCAUUCAAAGUUGAUGGAAAAGCUUUUCGAUGACCCUUUGUCGGAGCCAUCUCUUAUCAUGAAAAUGCCGAGCUUUUUGCAAUUUCUUAGCAUAAUCAUACCACUUGGGCUACUUUCAUUCUCGGGUUCCCAUGUGUGCCGAUUCGAUAUUAAUGUAUGGGAUCAAGUGAUGGAGGAAAUUCCUGUUGGGUUUGGAUAUUCCUUCUCUCUUCGGCAACUAGCAUGUUUAAAGGAUUUUGUUGGUGGGCCUGCAUGGGUCCUCGGAAAAAGCCGCCCAACCCCAGAAAUAGAGCGAGGUGGGAUGAAAGUUUCCCUGACAGUCCAAGAUCUUCAUGAGCUCUGGGGACCAGUCUCGCUGGUACGAAGGGCACCGAAUGAAAGUCUAUUAAUAAAAACAGAAAGGGGAUUUAUUGUGCCCCUCCAAGGCCAGAUCACUUUGGAUGAUGAUUGUUCAUCAGAAGUCGAGUGCCACUGGACAGAAGAAGAGCCGGUUUCUCUCCAACAACAGCGGCAGGUCUCAUUAAGCAGCACGUCACGACUUUUGAUCGGCACCCCCAUCGUCAACAUGAGCGCGAUGAAAUCAAACCCUGAAUGUGGAUCGCAAAUCUCUGAAAUCCAACAGGGAAUAUGUGAUCUUCUCCAGUUUCCAGGGACCUGUAACGAGUACUUUAGCAUGGAGGGCCACGAUAUUCAGUUCUCCGGAGGCCAGUACGUCAACCUGGGACUGGUGAUAAAGCACAAACGAAACCCAGCGAGAACACUCAAGUCUGCACUCAUCGCGGAAUGCCUCAAGCCAGACACUGACAUCAAGCCAUAUCUCAAGCUAUCUAUUGGGCUAGAGAUCAGUGCAUGUACUGGAAACGCCCAACGUGUGACUCUGUGGGAUGCAUUACGCUUGGCACAGACCAAAGAGAAUGAUUUCGGUGCGCCACUCAAAUGUGUUCACGCUAUUGCCGAUCCAGCCUGCAUUCAAACAUGCUGGACCCGUUACACCUCCUCUAAUAUGGACUCGAUAUACAACUCCUUCCCCGCUACCGUCCUAGAUCAUGCCACAGCACGGCAGAUCAUCGUCAACUCAAUUAUCGCACUUCAACGCACGGGGGUAGAUCCAAUGCAAAACCUACAAGCGUACUGGCCCUUUUCAGAUCCGCCCAUGACGAAACGCAUAGAGCCGACACGCUCUAACAAAUGGCUCGACGUGAUCUCAGACACACGUGAUACGGCAGCAUUUGCAGUCAUCAGCCAGCGCUGCUUAGAGUUCCACGAGGCAGGUUUCAGGCGAUUAUGCUCAUAUCCGUGUCAGCAGGCACAUAUCCGACAUAAUAGUACAUGUUUAUCCAUUUGGCUUCUGCCUCGCCCUGUGUUCCAGCGAGAGCGGGGGCUCAGGCGUCUUCAAAUUGGCAAUCAAACUUCGACGCAAGAGUGUGACUUGAGUGUUUUGUCUUCAGGUAGCACGUUACGGGUUGGGAAAAGAAAUCUUGUUGUAGCGAAGCCGUGGCAAGCAUUUCACAAGCCCAUGAUUGCUACCCCUGGCUCGAAUCCGCUACUUGGCGUGGGCCUGGUAUGGGCGAGAAUUCCGGAUUUUCGAGAGCAGGUCAAUCCUGAUAUCAAGGGGGGCGAGCCUAUUGAAAUGGUGAUUUGCUCUUCGGAGACAGGGAGAGAUAUUUUACGAUGA
Penicillium verhagenii is the source of this 2802-nucleotide messenger RNA. RefSeq lists its product as uncharacterized. The record is from RefSeq and is a predicted model, not a curated record. Bases 1 to 2802 code for a protein of 933 amino acids. The transcript has a single exon. NCBI's taxonomy places the organism in Eukaryota, Fungi, Ascomycota, Eurotiomycetes, Eurotiales, Aspergillaceae.